AGACUUAGCUCCUCUUCCCACUCAGUCUUUGGGUGUGAUAUUUGACUGGUGUGGUGGCUGUGUACAUGGUUUUUAAACUUCCGUGUGUGAGCUUUUUGUCCUGGUAAUUUAAAACAUGUCAGGAUUCCUGGACACAAUGGCCAGAUGUAAGAAUUAUACCACAUUUGGCUAUGUGGAGUGUGGGUCUUGCACUGGAAAGAAACAAAAGGCCAUCAAGUCUUGUCUAGUGUGCUUGGACUCCUACUGUCCAAGUCACUUUGAGCUCCAUGAAGAACUGCACUCAGGACAGCGCCACAAAAUAAUGAAUGCCACAGGGUUUCUCCAGGACAAAAUCUGCUCUAGGCAUGAUAACCUGCUAGAGGUCUUCUGCUGCUUGGAUCAGCAGUGUAUCUGUCUCAUGUGUAUGAUGGAUGAUCACAAAGGACAUAGAAUUGUGUCUGCUUCAGCAGAGAGAACAGAGAAACAGAGCCAGAUGGGUGAGUCAAAAAUGAAAUCGCAGCAGAGGAUCCUGGAGAGGAAAAGGGAGCUUGGGGAAAUGCAGAAAGCUGUGAAAUCUCACAAGCAGUCUGCACAGGCAGCACUGGAGGAGAGCGAAAAGACCUUCACUGAGAUUAUUUGCUUUAUUGAGAAAAAACGCUCUGAGGUUCAGGACCUAAUUCGAGCUCAGGAGAAGAUUGCAGUAAGCCGAGCCGAAGGCCUCCUGAAGCAGCUGGAAGAGGAAAUUGCUGAGCUUCAGAGGCAAGAUGAAGAGCUGCAGCAGCUCUCUCUAACAGAGGAUCACAUUCACUUUCUGCAGCGUUAUGUGUUUCUCACUGCCACUCUUGGAUCUUCAGAUUUACCCACCAUCACUGUUAGCUCUGUCCUCUCCUUUGAGGAAGUAGCAAAGUCUGUAACUGAACUGAAAAAGCAUUUGGAAGAUGUUUGUAAAGCAGACAUGGAGAAGAUUGAAAAGAGAGUGAAGCAAAUUCAAAUCCUUACACCCAUGACCAGAGAGGAGGUCCUGCAGUAUUACUGCGAGCUAACCAUGGAUCCCAACACAGCGUACAGACGCCUCAGCUUGUCCGAUAGCAACCGAGCAGUGUCCAACUAUGACCGGGACCUGCCUUACCCAGAUCAUCCGGAGAGGUUCGACUGGCCCCAAGUGUUGUGUGAGCAGCCAGUGUGUGGACGCUUUUACUGGGAGGUGGAAUGGAGUGGAAGAAAUGGUGUUAACAUUGCUGUCUCGUAUAAAAGCAUCCACCGAAAGGGUGGCCACAAUGAGUGCUGGUUUGGGUGCAGUGAUCAGUCGUGGAGGCUGUACUGCUCACCGUUUAGAUAUGCCUUUAGGCACCACGGCAAGGAAACAUACAUCCCCAAAAUGGACAACUCCACCAGGAUUGGCGUGUACGUUGAUUAUAAUGCUGGGACACUAUCUUUCUACAGCAUAGCUGGAAAAAUGAUUCUGCUCUAUAUAGUGCAGUGUGAGUUCACAGAGCCUCUGUAUCCAGGAUUUACUGUGUGGCCAGGAUCCAAACUGACACUGUGUUGUCCUACAAAGGUCAAACAGAUAUAGAUAAGAGAUUUUUAAGACCAGAUAACAGAGUUUUCUUAGUUAAUUUCACAGAAGCCAGUUUAUGUUCUUGUUUUUUCUCAGCAUAGAAAUGGAUGAUCCAGUUCCUCAGUAACUUAGCACUAAGCUAGUUGGUUCUGGUAUGCUAACAAUGAUUGUAAAAUAAAAAUGUGGAGGUAUAUAAAAUGUGCUUACAUAGAUAUACAACAAAAAUAUUAGAGAAGUUGGAUCAAAAGUACAUUAUUGUAUGAUAUAUCAGUGCUUUGUUAUCGACCAUUAAAGGUUUUAUAAUUACAAUUCUAGAAAAUUAGCAGGGCUGUUAUGAAAAAUUAAACAGAUUGACCACCAGGGGCAGUGUUUCAACAUCUGGAUACCUUCUUCUGCAUGUGUGGACAAGUGUUCCAAAAACACCAAGUCAUGUGGUGACCAUAUGGCCUUCUAAAAUACCACUCUCAUUCAAUUUCAUCAUCUCACCUUGUUCACGUUUUUUUUUUUUUUUUUUUUUUUUUAGCUCUCUGCAUAUCAGCUCUGAGCUACAGGUACAGAGCUAUAGGUGAACCUGCCCUCUAAAGCUGGUGAUAGUCUCAUAAUGAUUUCAAGUCCUUCAGUUGGCUAUGAGAUAACUUGGAUUAAUCUACAUCUAUGGAACCUUUCAGUUAUGGCUGGGGUGGCGUCCCUUGGUGUGCUAAGCGCCUGUCAGGGCACCACAGAAGGCCACUAGUGUGGUGGAGUGGGUUGCCCUUAUAAUACCAUGCUCACACAAGGGAGUUGUGAAUUAGUUAAUUUAUUAACUCAUUAACUCCCAUACAACCCCAAUUCCAAAAAAGUUGGAAGAGUAUGGAAAAUGUAAAAAAAAAAAAAAAAAAAAUCAUUUGUCAUUUGAAAAUUCAAUUCACCCUGUACUAUAUUGAAAACACAUUAUUAACCACUAAUAUAUAUUGUGUAUAUAUAUAUAUAAAUAAAAGUGAACUGUCAUUCAGACCAUACAUGGAGUGCACAGCAGAACAAAAUUGCGUUUCUCCAAGCUGAAAUAUGCAGAAAUCUAAAAAAAUAUAUAUAUAAAAAAAUUAAAUAAAUAAAUUAUUGUACAUAGUACCUGCAAACUUGACACUAGUAAAUAUUAAUAUAAAAUGUUCUACUAAUUUGAAAUUUAAUUAUUGCACAGAAAAAAUAACAGCAGUUUAAGAUUUACAUUCAUGGAAUGUGUGCAUGUUCAGGAGUUGAAAAGUUCAAGACAGACAAACAUGUUUAUGUACUGUUAAAGGGAGUUGAGUAGUCUGAUGGCCUGUGCAAAAAAGCUCUUGUUGAGUCUGGCAGUCUUGCACCGCAUACUGCGGUAGCAUUUGCCCGAUGGCAGAAGGUAAAACAGAUCAUGGGCGGGGCGAGUGAAGUCCUUGAUUAUUUUAUUGGCUCUGCUUAUGCAGCCUGAACGGUAUAGGACCUGUAUAGUUGGAAUUGAAGUUCUGAUGAUUAUCUCUGUCAUCCUCACAACUCUCUGGAGUGCCUUUACUAAAGUGUAUUUAUUAUGUUAAAUGCAAGCAUAUAUUCUAAAUGAUCUAUUUUAUUUUUCAGCGUCGCUUUCUACACUAAAUAGCAUUGUUUGUUUCUUUGUCUCUUCCCUGAAAAUAUGCAAAUGAUCACAUGCUGAUUGAUAGUCCAUUGUAUUUAUUUUGCACCUGGCAUAUAUAUAUAUAUAUAUAUAUAUAUAUAUAUAUAUAUAUAUAUAUAUAUAUAUAUAUAUAUAUAUAUAUAUAAAAUAUUCUUGACAUCUUAUUGCAUUGUAGUAUUAUCAUAAUGACCACAAAAAAGACUAUUCAUACUCAACACUUUGCAGGAACAUUAACAUUUUUGCCUUAUACCCAAACACCCCCCCCCCCCCCCCCCCCAAAAAAAAAAAAUAAUAAAAUAAAAUAAAUAAAUAAAUAAAAAAAUUACAACAUAAAAUAAUCUGGGUCUUCCCAUAAGUAUGUGAAUGCCAUUGCUUUGAGUUUGAGUUGAGUGCUUUGAGUUUCAAACCAUUAUUUAUUUAAAAAGAAUAUACUGUUUAAAAUUAGAACUUUAAGGAUAUAGUUUUAAAGAAGUAUUUGUUGCAGUAGCCAAAUCACCUUACAUUUCGCAAAAGUGCUUUAGACAGCUCACAAAAAGUGUUUGAAUGGCUUUUUGCAAAGAAGUAAAUACUGGCUCUCUUCUACUUCUCAGUGAUAAGCGGGUGUCAGAAAUGGAAUGUUGUGCUGUGUCACCUUGUGUACUGGGGUAUUUGUGCUUUUCAAUAAGUGCCAUCUAUUGUCAGGGAGUGAAUAUGUACUUUCAUUCAGCGCUUUUUCACAGGUGUGAACAGGCCCUCACAACCGUGACUGGUUUAUAAAUAAAUGUUCUUAAUAACAACAACAACAACAAUAAUAAUAUUAUUAUUAUUAUUAUUAAUAAUAAUAAUAAUAAUAAUAAUAAUAAUAAUAAUAAUAAUAAUAAUAAAACGUAAUAAUAAAACACACUUACUGUUAAGACAGCCAUCUCCUCUUAGAAGAACACUUUAAAAUAAAUACAACUUUGCUGGUAAACUAAAAUGAGAAACAAUGAUUUGUUUAUACCCUUAAAGAAGUCGUAUUCCAUGUCGUAUUCCAUGUGAUAAAAGCAAAAGUACCACUGGUGUGGUAAUUGUGUAGUGUAGUGUUGUUUUUUGGGAUGCUUUACCAUGGGAUUUUGUUGUACUUGUGACAUUCUUGUGGUACUACUAUGACAUUUCUGCAGUAAUACUUGGAAUUUCAUAUAAUAAACCUGUGGUCCUACUAUA
Molecule: messenger RNA, 4340 nt
Organism: Ictalurus punctatus (channel catfish)
Lineage: Eukaryota; Metazoa; Chordata; Actinopteri; Siluriformes; Ictaluridae
Product: tripartite motif-containing protein 16
Exons: 6
Coding region: 116-1552 (478 amino acids)
Molecular function (GO): zinc ion binding; protein binding
Source: RefSeq, a predicted model, not a curated record